Molecule: messenger RNA, 459 nt
Organism: Lobosporangium transversale
Lineage: Eukaryota; Fungi; Mortierellomycota; Mortierellomycetes; Mortierellales; Mortierellaceae
Exons: 4
Coding region: 1-459 (152 amino acids)
Source: RefSeq, a predicted model, not a curated record
AUGAGCCAAGUACAGGCAUCUUUAAGGCAGCACUACAGGAACGCAGUGUUUGAUGUCGAGAAAACUAACGAAGAUAUGAGCGACAUUGAGUUUUUUUUGCGGGAGAACAAAAAAGUGAAAAAUAUUCAGACUUCCCUACGUCCUCCUGGUCACCCGACCGGUGAAGGCCUGACAGGUGAAGGCUACGCAAACAUAAAUUGGAAGAGGAGCUCCAAACUGCUUGAAAACGUCGAGCUCAUAUUCAACGAACCAGGGCGAUGCCCAUCCGCAAACACCACAACUAUUGCCGGAUGCGAUUCUGGUAUUGUUAACGCCCUUACGUUUUCCUCGCUGGACCCUCACAACCCUAACUUGCGGCAAACGGACUUACGAAAGGCUCAACGAGCUACGUUCGACUAUGCGGUGCAGCGAGUGUUGAAGCUGCUCGGGGGGAAAGGAGCGCUUGUCGUCGGCCUAUGA